This is a messenger RNA of Arvicola amphibius (Eurasian water vole), 1666 nucleotides long. It is a transcript of the gene Clec18c, whose product is annotated as C-type lectin domain family 18 member C. The record is from RefSeq and is a predicted model, not a curated record. The transcript has 13 exons. Gene Ontology annotation, molecular function: polysaccharide binding. NCBI's taxonomy places the organism in Eukaryota, Metazoa, Chordata, Mammalia, Rodentia, Cricetidae.
AUGAGUGGGGCUAGGGAAUAGAAGCUGUCCGUAGGCUUCGAGGACAUUGUCCCUGCCAGGGUACAGUCAUCAAGUCGCUAAUCCACAGUCCUGGAAUCUUCACGAAGCCUGUGCCGGUUAGUUGAACUGCUGAGAGAAGCCAUGUCUGCAGCACCAGGCAGGCCAAAGAUUCAACCAGAGCCCUGCCUGGGGCUGGGAGGCCGGAGCCAGUGUCUUGGUCUCUUGCUUGUGCUCCUGUCUCUCCUUGACGUCUCCUGGACAGAGGUGCAGACACCCCAGCAGGCUCCAACUCUCCAAGCCCUGAGCAGGAAGGAGAGUUUCUUAAUCCUCUCCCUGCACAACCGCCUGCGAAGCCAGGUCCAGCCUCCUGCAGCCAACAUGCAGAGAAUGGAUUGGAGCGAGAGCCUGGCCCGAAUAGCUCAAGCCAGGGCAGCCCUCUGUGGCAUUUCAGCCACCCCAAACCUGGCAUCUGUCCCACGGCACACCCCACAGGUGGGCUGGAAUGUGCAGCUAUUGCCCCUGGGCUCGGCAUCCUUUGUUGAAGUGGUCAACCUCUGGUUUGCCGAAGGGCUGCAGUAUAGACAUGGGGACGCUGAGUGUGCCCACAAUGCCACCUGCACCCACUACACCCAGCUUGUGUGGGCCACCUCCAGCCAGCUGGGCUGUGGGAGGCAUCUAUGCUCUGUGGACCAGGCAGCCAUGGAAACCUUUGUCUGUGCCUACUCCCCUGGAGGCAACUGGGACGUGAACGGAAAGACAAUCUCCCCUUAUAAGAAAGGCUCCUGGUGUUCACUCUGCACAGCCAGUGUCUCGGGCUGCUUCAAGGCUUGGGAUCAUGCAGGAGGCCUCUGUGAGGUCCCCAGAAACCCAUGUCGCGUGAGCUGCCGAAAUCACGGAUAUCUCAACAUUAGCACUUGUCUCUGUCACUGUCUUCCUGGCUACACAGGGAGGUACUGCCAAGUGCGGUGCAGUGUGCAGUGUGUGCAUGGCCGGUUCCGGGAGGAAGAAUGCUCCUGUAUCUGCGAUGUCGGCUAUGGGGGAGCCCAGUGUGCCACCAAGGUGCACUUCCCUUUUCACGCCUGUGACCUAAGGAUUGAUGGAGACUGCUUCAUGGUGUCUUCUGAGGCAGACACCUAUUACGGAGCCAAGAUGAAAUGUCAGGGAAAAGGUGGGGUACUAGCCCAGAUCGAGAGCCAGAAAGUACAAGACAUCCUUGCCUUCUACCUGGGCCGCCUGGAGACCACCAACGAGGUGACUGACAGCGACUUUGAGACCAGGAAUUUCUGGAUUGGCCUCACCUACAAGGCAUCUAAGGACUCCUUCCGCUGGACUACCGGAGAACACCAGUCCUUCACCAGUUUUGCCUUUGGGCAGCCUGACAACCAGGGGUUUGGAAACUGUGUGGAGAUGCAGGCAUCUGCUGCCUUCAACUGGAAUGACCAACGUUGUAAAACUCGAAACCGUUAUAUAUGUCAGUUUGCUCAGAAGCACAUUUCCCUGUGGGAGCCAGGGCCCUGAGCCUGGCCGAGCAGCUCCUGCCAUCCCCGAGUGCACGAGUCAGUUUGCCUGACUGCUCAUCUGUGUGAAACAAGGGCCUGGCUGGGACUGAAGGUCCAACAUCUACAGAGGUCUCAGAACUUGCGCAAUGCUGGACAUUGGGUAAGGG